Messenger RNA from Nerophis ophidion (straightnose pipefish), 4471 nucleotides. It is a transcript of the gene lpar3, whose product is annotated as lysophosphatidic acid receptor 3. The record is from RefSeq and is a predicted model, not a curated record. Gene Ontology annotation, molecular function: lysophosphatidic acid receptor activity. Gene Ontology annotation, biological process: G protein-coupled receptor signaling pathway. Gene Ontology annotation, cellular component: membrane. The transcript is spliced from 3 exons. NCBI's taxonomy places the organism in Eukaryota, Metazoa, Chordata, Actinopteri, Syngnathiformes, Syngnathidae. The coding region runs from base 148 to 1218 and encodes 356 amino acids.
UCCAGUGUCUCCCCGCGGUCGUCCUCCUUCCCGCUGCCCGCGCUCCCUCCCUGCUGUCCGGCUGCGUGGGCAGGCUGCUGGAGGGGGAAUGGUCGCGUCCUCGCCCGGGAACUUUCACGUCACGCCGACAUUCAUCUGAGCAGGAAAAUGGCCGUGCAGAACCUCAGCUGCCAUUACAACGAGCCCAUGGGCUUCUUCUACAACAGCAGCGGCGCCGACGACAAGUGGAACAGGACGCAGCUCAUUUUGGUCCAAGUGGUGGGUUCACUCUUCUGCUGCUUCAUCCUGUUCUCCAACGCCAUGGUCAUCGCCGCCGUGAUCACCAACAAGAAGUUCCACUUCCCCUUCUACUAUCUCCUGGCCAACCUGGCCGCCUCCGACUUCCUGGCGGGCAUCGCCUACGUCUACCUGAUGUUCAACACGGGCGAGGUGUCGCGGAAGCUGACGGUGAAAGGCUACUUCAUCCGCCAAGGUCUGCUGGACAUCAGCCUGUCCGCCUCGCUGGCCAACCUGCUGGUCAUCGCACUGGAGCGCUACAUCUCCAUCAUGAACAUCAGAGUCCACAGCAACCUGACCAAGAGGAGGGUGACCCUGCUCAUAGUCCUGGUCUGGGCCAUCUCCAUCCUGAUGGGGGCCGUGCCCAGUCUGGGCUGGAACUGCAUCUGCAACCUGAGCGACUGCUCCCAGCUGGCGCCCCUGUUCAGCAGGAGCUACCUGGUCUUCUGGUCCGUCUCCAACCUGGUGGUCUUCCUGGUGAUGGUGGCCAUCUACAUGCGGAUCUACACCUUCGUCAAGAUGCAGAACAACAUGUUCACGCAGCACAGCGGGGUCUCCGUCAACCACAAGAGGGCGCGCAUCAAGCUCAUCAAAACCGUCAUGGUGGUGCUCGGAGCCUUUGUGGUCUGCUGGACCCCCGGCCUGGUGGUCCUGCUGCUGGACGGCCUGCACUGCACCAGCUGCAAGGUGAUGAAACUGAAGCGCUGGCUGCUGCUGCUGGCCGUGCUCAACUCCGUCAUGAACCCCUGCAUCUACUCCUACAAGGACCAGGAGAUGUGGACCACCUUGAAGAACCUCCUGCGCUGCAUCGGCAACGGCACGCGGCGCCAGCGCUCCACGCGGGCCAACACCCGCCCCUUAAGCUCCGCCUUGGACACGGGCGCCAGCCAGCCUCCGUCCGAGGAAACCAAGAACGAGGACGAGGAUGUCUUUUGGACCUGAGAACGAUAUUGGUCUUCUUGAAAGAACACGUGGACCGCCUGAAAGCGGACGAGAAGAUCCUCUGUGGUCUGGAGUCCACCCUGAGACAAACCUUGCCUUGGAUCUCACAGAACCUCUGGGUCAGGUCCAACUGAGAGGACACCUAGCUGCCAGUCGGCCGGCGAGAACAUCAGCGUUUUCUCUUGCCACAAUCGCACCCUCUUCAAAACACAGCUGGAGACAAACGUGUUUUAUCUCUCAAAAACUCUAUUGGAGCAUCUGCACUGCAUCUUCACUGCACCCUCACCGCACCUUCACCACACCUUCACUGCACCCUCACUGCAUCUUCACCGCACCCUCACCGCAUCUUCACCACACCUUCACUGCACCUUCACCGCACCCUCACCGCAUCUUCACCGCACCCUCACCGCAUCUUCACCGCACCCUCACCGCAUCUUCACUGCACCCUCACUGCAUCUUCACCGCACCGUCACCGCAUUUUCACCGCACCCUCACCGCACUUUCACUGCAUCUCCACCGCACCCUCACUGUAUCUUCACCGCAUCCUCACCGCAUCUUCACUGCACCCUCACUGCAUCUUCACCGCACCGUCAGCGCAUCUUCACCCCAUUUUCACCGCACCCUCACCGCAUCUUCACCGCACUUUCACUGCAUCUUCACCACACCCUCACUGUAUCUUCACCGCACUCUCACCGCAUCUUCACCGCACCCUCAUUGCACUCUCACCGCAUCUUCACCGCACCCUCACUGCAUCUUCACCGCACCGUCAGCGCAUUUUCACUGCAUCUUCACUGCACCCUCACCGCAACUUCACCGCACCCUCACCGCAUCUUCACCAUACCCUCACUGCAUCUUCACUGCACCCUCACCGCAACUUCACCGCACCCUCACCGCAUCUUCACCGCACAUUCACUGCAUCUUCACUCCACCCUCACUGCAUCUUCACCACACCCUCACUGCAUCUUUGCUUCAUCCUUUCUGCAUACUCACUGUAUCUUCACAACAUAUUUACUGUUCCCUCACUGCAGCAUCACUGGAUCCUCACUACAUCUUCCCUACAACUCAACUGCGUUUCCUCCAUCUUCACUUCUAAACUGCAUUUUUACUGCAUCUUCCUUGUACUUUCACUGCAUCUUCACCUUAAUGUCACUCCAUCUUCACUGCAUCCACAACGCACCUUCACUGUUCCCUCACUGCAGCUUCACUGUGUCAUCACUGGAUCCUCACUACAUCCUCACCACAUAUUUACUGUUCCCUCACUGCAUCUUCACUGCGAGUUCACUGGAACUUCCAUGCAUUUUCACUCCAUCUUCACUGCAUCUCCACUGCUUCUCCAUUACAGCCAAACUGCAUCUUUACUGUUUCUUCACUGCACCUUCACUGCAUCGUCACCCAUACUUGCCAACCCUCCCAGAUUUUCCGUGAGAAAUUCAGUGCCUCUCCCGAAAACCUCCCGGGACAAAUUUUCUCCCGAAAUUCAGGCCACGCCCCCUCCAGCUCCAUGCGGACCUGACUCAGCAAUGUUGUGACCCUCUUAAACAGGACAAUACUGCCAUCUACUGUACAUAGAAUAGAAUAGAAUGUACUUUAUUGAUCCCUGGGGGAUAUUCAGCACCACAGUUUGCUCACAACAAACAAUGAUAAUAAUAAAUAAUAUAAUAUAUGAAUAAUAUAAAUAUAUUCUACAUUUAAGUGCAGUCAAGGAACAUGCAUUAGGGACUCUGUUCUGAAGCCCUCAGUAAAGAGACGUAACUUCAUCAUGUCGCCUGGUUAUUGACUCCAACCCAAUAUAUUACACUGUCGACGAGCAAAAUGAAGAAAAACGCUUGCAAGUUCCAAAACGAAUGGAAACAAGAAUUUCAGUUUAUCCAGGAGAGUUGGAAGGGGAAGGGGUAUGUUGCCUGUAAAUUUUGUAGAACAGACUUCUCCAUUGAACACGGUGGCCGAACGGAUAUACUCAGCCUUGAACGGUCAGCGAAGCACAAAGCGUCCGCAGCGCAGCAUCGUUCACAACCCAGUAUUAUGGGCCACCUCGCAAAAUGGAGACCCGAUGGUGUAACUUAUGUUGAGACAAAGAUGGCUAUGCUGAUAGCUGGAAGCAACAUCCCGUUCUCCUUUGCGGAUGUCUACAACAAAUCCUUGAAGGAUGUUCCCGGAUUCGGAGAUCGCUCGUCAGUACGCAAAUGGCAGAACAAAGGUUACUCAAGUAGUGAAAGGUAAGUGUUGUUGUUUGUUUUUUUUAGCAACCAGCAAGCACAGUACAGUUAGUAGAACAAUUGUGUUUUUAUUACUGUUUAUUUGGUAGGUGCUGUCAGAAAUUCAACUAUUUCUUUUUUAUAUAGCUAGAAUUCACUGAAAGUCAAGUAUUUCAUACAUAUAUAUAUAUAUAUAUAUAUUUUUUUUUUUUUUUUUUUUUUUUUUAUAUAUAUAUUUUUAUACAUGAAAUACUCCAGUUGGUGAAUUAUACUCCUCACCUCAUAACCACACCACCCACCCCCCAUCUCCCGAAAUCGGAGGUCUCAAGGUUGGCAAGUAUGUCUUCACCCCAUCCUCACUGCAUCUUUACCACAUAUUUACUGUUUCCUCACUGCAGUUUCACUGCAUCUUCGCUUCAUCUUCACCACAUUUUCACUGCAUCUUCGCUUCAUCUUCACCACAUUUUCACUGCAUCUUCAUUACAUCUAAACUGCAUCUUCACCACAUAUUUACUGUUUCCUCACUGCAGCUUCACUGGAUCUUCACUGCAUCCUCUUCACUAUUGAAUCCUUUUCAAAAUACAACUUGCUUCUUUUCCAGCUGGAGACAAAGAUUAUUUAUCCCUCAAAGACUCUAUUGGACAUCUUCACUGCAUCCUCUGUUUUUAUAUGGCUUACUGUAUGCAAGUCACUUCCUGUUUUUUUUAUUCCGAAAGGUUUGUUGUGGGGGUUUUUUUACACAGAAUUUUUGUUAACAUCAAAUUAUGUUGACGAUUUCAUUGAAUGAAAAUGUGUUUAGAAUUCAGUGUGAAAAUAUUCAGGCAAAAAAAAAGUGGAGAGUUAAUUUAGGUGAGUUUUGAAGUAACAAAUAUGUCUGCACUGAAUGUAUAUACACUGCAUUUUUUGUGAACUGUAGUUUUGUUUUUACAUGAAAUGAUGCUGUCAAUUUCAUUGAAUGAAAAUGUGUAAAAGUGUGUAAAAUAUCUGUGUAAAGUGUUCAUUCAUUGUAUACACAUUCAGUGUAUAAAAAAUCCCUAUUAAAAUUCAGUGUAAAAACA